Messenger RNA from Histoplasma mississippiense, 1299 nucleotides. RefSeq lists its product with no specific name. The transcript is spliced from 6 exons. The coding region runs from base 1 to 1299 and encodes 432 amino acids. The record is from RefSeq and is a predicted model, not a curated record. Gene Ontology annotation, molecular function: CAAX-protein geranylgeranyltransferase activity. Lineage: Eukaryota; Fungi; Ascomycota; Eurotiomycetes; Onygenales; Ajellomycetaceae. Gene Ontology annotation, biological process: protein geranylgeranylation. Gene Ontology annotation, cellular component: CAAX-protein geranylgeranyltransferase complex.
AUGGGGGGUGGCCUUCCAGGCCCCCUCCCUCUUCACUCGCCAUUGAUGGCGGAUUCUUCUUCGCUCCGAAAGGAUCGCCAGAUAAAAUACUUCCUCCGAUGUCUGAAAACCUUUCUCCCUCAUCAGUAUACCUCCAAUGACUCAAGUCGAAUGACCCUGGCCUUUUUCACCGUCGCUGGUCUUGACCUGCUCGACGCCUUGGACGACAACAUUUCCCCCGCGGAGCGCAACGGCUAUAUUGAUUGGAUAUACCAUUGCCAGGUGCCAUCUGGUGGCUUCCGGGGAUUCCCAGGGACGAUAUUUGGGGACUCUAAGAGAACCAGUGAAAAUGAGUGUUGGGAUCCCGCCAAUGUUCCCGCCACGUUCUUUGCGCUCAUGGCUUUGAUUGUAUUGGGUGACGACUUAACCCGUGUUAGACGACGAGAAUGCUUAUUGUGGUUAGCCGGAAUGCAGCGGGCGGAUGGAAGCUUUGGGGAGGUAUUAGGAUCUGAAGGACGGAUUGAAGGAAGCAAUGAUUUACGGUUUUGCUGUUGCGCGGCUGGCGUACGGUAUAUAUUACGGGGGAGGGAUGCGAGCUAUCUCCGGGAUGUUGGCGAUAUCGACAUUGGCCGUCUAAUCUCUCACAUUGAAGAGUGUCAGUCAUACGAUGGAGGCUUUUCAGUGUCACCAAUGACCGAAUCGCACGCUGGUUUGACAUACUGUGCCCUCGCGUCGCUUUCAUUCCUUGGGUGCAUCCCGGCUGCAGGUGUCUGUGGCGUGCCAUUUCUCGCCCCUACAGCAACGAAUUUCGAAGAUUUGGUACGCUGGUUGGCAUGGCGACAAACGGUAGACCUUGAAGAGGCCGAAGAAGGCGAAAGUGAUGCCGAAGAAAUGGCAGUCACUGACGUGCAAAGAUCGAUAGAUGAAAAAAUAUCUGCACUCCCGGAUAUACCUUCUCUUUCACAGCGGCCUUGUGAGGUUCUCCAUUGGGCAGGAUUCAAUGGCAGAUCGAAUAAAAUAGCCGACACGUGUUACUCUUUCUGGGUGACAGGGACACUGGGUAUUCUUGACAGGCUGAACGUUGUCGACGCAGAAGCGAAUCGCCGCUAUCUCCUUGAGAAAACACAGCAUAUCAUCGGGGGGUUUGGGAAAUGUGUCGAUGACCCACCAGAUCUCCUCCACUCCUACCUGGGACUAGCAAGCCUUGGUCUUUUCGGCGAAGCCGGAAUUGCCAGGGUUGACCCAACAUUCUGUACUAGCAAACGAGCUCGUCGACACCUCGAGUCUCUUCCUUGGUGGGCUGGCUCGGAAUCCCAUUGA